This is a messenger RNA of Ectocarpus sp. CCAP 1310/34, 802 nucleotides long. NCBI's taxonomy places the organism in Eukaryota, Phaeophyceae, Ectocarpales, Ectocarpaceae. The record is from the annotation of a GenBank genome assembly.
CUACUGCGGGCACAACCACGAUCCCCGGGGGGCCGUUUCAAGAGCUCAGGCUCACGUCCUCCCGCUCGAAGUUGUCGACGAGAGGUAUGCUGACAUCCGUAAAUGGACAGCGGCUGGCGUCGCUCCGACGGACAUCUUCAAACUGCUCGAAAUGGAUCACGACGGCAAGAUCUUGGACAAAGUUGGGAAAAGGAAGGUGUACAACGCCAUCCACAAGGUUCAAGACGAGUUGUACUCCACGCCCGAGGACGGCGCCGAUUUCCUGGCGAAGUUGGGAGCAAAACCGGGGAUGUUCGUCAAGCGCACUUUCGACGAUCUGGGGAGGAUCGUGAAUGUGUUCUGGGCCACCGUGGACCAACAGGAGAAGAUGUCGAGGUUCGGCGGCUGUGUCCAGAUGGAUACAACCGUGUUUACGAAUAGGUACGUCUGGGAUAAUGUCACCGUUCCAGAACGCUCCGUCCCGUCCUAGCCAGCUUCUUUGCUUCGGUAUCCCCUUCCCCCCUCCUCCAUUUUCAUUUUUUACUGACCAUUGUUGUAGUAUUUCGGGUCUUCAACUUUAGGUGUGCAGUGCGGCAGGUGCCUAACACUGUGAGCGGGAACUUGGGGUCUUCUAUUUGUCUUCUUCGUCUGAAUGAUCUCUUAAUAUCCUCCCUCAGAUGCUGUCCCAGCACCGGAGUGGGUUCAAUCAAGCCUCUGCGGGGAAUCCGCAGAUGGGAUAGAUACGUGCCUAGGGAUACUCAACUGCCGUUUCAUGCCCUACAAACCGGCUACCUCCAAUACCAUUACACUAUGCGUCGUCCUG